AUGUUAAAACGAGUACGAUCUAAAAGUGAAUCACGUAUUGAUAGUCGAAGAAAACUAUCAUCAUCAUCAUCAACAAUGACAGAUUUAAACGCACAUUCAGGUGAUAGAAAACGAGUAUGUGCAUUUACAAUUGAAGCAUGUCAAAUAUUAAAUGAAUUACGAAAAAAUAAUCUUUUAUGUGAUGCAAUAAUAUUAACCAAAAAAUACAUUGAAUAUCCAGUUCAUCGAUUUAUUUUAGCUGCUGUAAGUCCCUACUUUCGAAUGGCUUUUACAAGUGAAAAUCGAUAUUUACAAAUAGAUA
This is a messenger RNA of Rotaria sp. Silwood2, 301 nucleotides long. Lineage: Eukaryota; Metazoa; Rotifera; Eurotatoria; Philodinida; Philodinidae. The record is from the annotation of a GenBank genome assembly.